AUGAAGGCAAUGGGCAGGGCAAGGAUGAUGGUGCAUUUGAUCUGUGGAGUAUUGGCUGUAUUCGGAGUAUCUGUUGUGGUAGCAGAUGACCCUUAUAGGUUCUAUACAUGGACUGUGACUUAUGGCACGAUUGCCCCUCUGGGUGUUCCGCAGCAGGUCAUCCUUAUCAACGGGCAGUUUCCUGGUCCAAAGCUUGAGGUGGUAACCAAUGACAACAUCGUACUCGACCUCAUUAACAAGCUUGACCAGCCUUUCCUUCUGACAUGGAACGGGAUCAAGCAAAGAAAAAACUCAUGGCAAGAUGGAGUACUCGGAACCAACUGCCCCGUCCCACCAAAUGGCAACUACACGUAUAACUUCCAAACCAAAGACCAGAUAGGCUCCUUCACGUACUUUCCAUCAACUUCAUUCCACAAAGCUGCAGGUGGUUUUGGGGCAAUCAACAUAUACGAAAGACCUCGCAUCCCGAUUCCUUUUCCGGACCCUGAUGGAGAUUUUACAUUACUUAUUGGCGAUUGGUACAGGACUAGCCACAAGACGUUGCAGAAGUUUCUGGAUUCGGGAAGAUCUCUACCCUUUCCUGAUGGUGUCCUUAUAAACGGGCAAGGUCAUAGCACCUUCAGUGGUGAUCAAGGCAAAACAUACAUGUUCAGGAUUUCAAACGUGGGGCUGUCGACCUCGUUGAACUUCAGGAUACAAGCCCACACCAUGAAGCUCGUGGAGGUCGAAGGAUCUCACACUAUCCAGAAUGAGUACGACUCUGUCGAUGUUCAUGUGGGCCAGUCGGUGGCUGUCUUGGUCACUUUAAAUCAGGCUCCUAAGGACUACUAUAUCGUUGCCUCCACGCGAUUCACCAAGACCGUUCUUACUGCAACUGCAACCCUGCACUAUACGAACUCCCGAACCCCAGUUUCCAGGCCUCUGCCUGUCGGACCGACUUAUCAAAUUCAUUGGUCUAUGAAACAAGCUAGAACCUUCAGGUGGAAUUUGACUGCAAGUGCUGCAAGACCUAACCCCCAAGGUUCAUUUCACUAUGGGAAGAUCACACCAUCGAGGACGAUAAAGUUGGCCAAUUCUGCCGCCCUCAUAAAUGGGAAGAGACGAUUUGCCGUCAAUGGGGUCACCUAUAUAAAUGCCGAUACCCCUUUAAAGCUUGCUGAUUACUUUAACAUCUCGGGAGUUUUCAGCUUGAACUCGAUCCAGAGCAUCCCCUCUGAAAGUACAGCAUCCAUUGCCACUUCUGUGAUGCCGGCUUCCCUCCACGAGUUCAUCGAGAUUGUUUUCCAGAACAAUGAGAGGACCGUUCAGUCUUGGCAUCUUGAUGGUUAUGACUUCUGGGUUGUCGGAAACGGUUUCGGGCAGUGGACUCCUGCAAGCAGGAAGAAGUACAAUUUGGUGGACACUCUUACCAGACACACCGCUCAGGUGUACCCGAACUCAUGGACGACUAUAUUAGUGUCACUGGACAACCAAGGUAUGUGGAACCUGAGGUCUGCAAAUUGGGAGAGGCAAUAUCUUGGGCAGCAGUUCUAUCUUAGAGUCUGGAACCCUGUACAAAGCCUUGCCAAUGAGUACAAUGCCCCUUCGAACGUUCAGCUCUGUGGUAAAGCCGUCAGGCACCACCCUUAAGAAUUCGGUCCGGUUUGGUUGCUGCUGGCAUUAUAGGAAUCACAAGGAAAACAUAGAUCAUUUGUCUUAGAACCCUUUGCUGGCGACUGUCUUGGUUGAAGGUGAUUGAAACAUGAAAUUCGGUGGGUUUGUAAAAUUGCCUUUCCAAAUUAACGCGUGGUUCUUGCAAUUUGCUUAUACAACUCUUUUGGCCCACUUUAUUAUUUAGCUUCUUCCUUUUCUUUA
This is a messenger RNA of Punica granatum (pomegranate), 1854 nucleotides long. NCBI's taxonomy places the organism in Eukaryota, Viridiplantae, Streptophyta, Magnoliopsida, Myrtales, Lythraceae. The record is from RefSeq and is a predicted model, not a curated record.